Messenger RNA from Marchantia polymorpha subsp. ruderalis, 3366 nucleotides. The record is from the annotation of a GenBank genome assembly. Lineage: Eukaryota; Viridiplantae; Streptophyta; Marchantiopsida; Marchantiales; Marchantiaceae.
UUGAGCUCAAAGCCACAGGCGCCAUUAGAAACGAAGGAGAAGGAGGAGGAGGAGGAGUAGCGAGGCGAGGCGAAGAGUGUGCGAGCGAGCGAAGCGACAGUCUGGCCGAGGUCUCACGGUCGACAUGGCUGAAGAAGAGCGAGAGCGCUCGAGGGACCAGGACUGUAAUCCGCAUGACAAUCUUUGAGAGAGAGAGAGAGAGAGAGAGAGAGAGAGAGAGAAGGAGAGGAUCAGAGCCCCCGUGAGGCCGAGGUGCGGAAAUCGUCGGCGGGGUUGUGCGGACUUUCGGAUCCAAUGUGCUUUGUGAGAUCUCGUGAGUGAGUGAGUGGGAGGUGUCGUAGUGUCGGGAGAAAUCGUGUCGUGAUCCGAGGGAGGGAGGGAGGGAGGGAGAGAGAGAGAGCGAGCGUGUAGGGCAGGGUGGACGGUGGAGGUGUUUGGUUUUUGAGUCGUAUCGGAAUCUGUGCUGAUCUUCGUGCUGGUGCACGAUGGGUUCCGUCAAGCCUUCCGUGAGGGUGCGGGGCAUUUCGGGGCCGAUUAUGGCCAAUGGAACGCCAGCUUACAAUGGCCACUUACGGGAUGAGCUUCGGGUGUUUGAGUCCGAUCAGUUCGAUGCCAACGCCUAUGUGCAGGGCAAGUGUCAGUCCAUGAGCGAAAAGGCCAUAAGGCAACUGUGUGCUGAAUUACAAGAUUUGAAGAGAGCCUCUGCGGAGGAGAUGCGAAAAAGUGUGUAUGCAAAUUACACUGCUUUCAUAAGAACUUCUCGAGAGCUUUCGGACCUCGAAGGCGAACUGGUGUCUAUGCGCAAUCUCUUAUCUACUCAAGAAACUUUAAUACGCGGACUGGCUGAGGGAACUUCUUUAGCUACGAUCAAAGCAGCGUCCGAGGAUACAGAGGAUAUUAGUUAUCUCACUCAUGAUACGACACCCUCUGAGCUAGAGAUACUUGCUCAAGUGCUUCCGGAUAAAUUAGAUGUUCUUUUAGCUGAGCGAAAAGUUCCAGCCGCAUUGUUAGCAUUGGAUGAUGGGGAAAGGUUGGUUGCAGAAGGACAGAGAACUGAAGGGAACAAGGAAAAUUCUUUUGUCGUCGCUCUUCAGGCUGCUCUAUCUGAGCGGAGGGCGAGACUAGCAGAACAGCUAGCUGAAGCAGCUAAACAACCGUCCGUCAGGGGAUCUGAACUACGAAGUGCUAUUGCAGCCCUCGAGAAGCUAGGGGACGGGCCCCGCGCUCACACUCUUUUGCUCAAAUCUCAUCACGAACGUCUUCAGCACAACAUCAGAACGUUGCGACCGAGUGGAACUUCCUACGGAGGGGCAUACACAGCUGCUUUGUCACAGCUUGUCUUUUCUGCAAUAGCACAGGCAGCACGGGAUUCGGUUGGUGUAUUUGGUGAAAGCUCACCGUAUGCUUCAGAGCUGGUACUUUGGGCUAGAAGUGAAACAGAAAAUUUCGCCUCGCUGGUAGAACGGCACGUUUUGUCUUCAUCAGCUGCAGCUGGGGGUCUUAGAGCUGCAGCAGAGUGUGUUCAGAUUGCUAUCGGGCAUUGUUCUCUCCUGGAAGACCAAGGAUUAGCGCUCUCAUCCGUUCUUACCAAACUUGUCCGACCGAGUGUCGAGCAGGCCCUAGAGGCUAAUCUUAAAAGAAUUGAGGAGAGUGUGGCCGCUCUGGCUGCGGCAGAUGACUGGGUUUUGACGUCUUUACCUGCCAGCCAAUCUCGUACGCAAGGUCGUGUUACUGUACCGGGCGGUGGAUUCUCCUUAACUGUGAAGCUGUCAAGCAGCGCACAUCGCUUCAAUGCAAUGGUGCAGGACUUCCUUGAGGAUGUUUCUCCACUCAUUAAUAUGCAGCUUGCUGGACAUGCGUUAGAUGGUCUAGCUUUAAUUUUUGAUUCAUAUGUAAAUUUACUCAUGAAAGCCUUACCAGCCCUUGCCGAGGAAGAGGAAGAAGAAUUUCAUAAAACCGACAUGAAUAAAGUGCAGCCUGCAGAGUCCUUCCAGCAACAGCUUGUUAUUCUGGGAAACGCGGCUGCCCUUGCAGAUGAACUUUUACCCCGAGCAGCUGCAAAAUUAAUUCCAUCAACUGGUAUGAAAGAGGAUACGCGUGUGAGAAGAAGUGUAGAAAGACAAUCAGUAGUAGCAGCUGCCAGGAUGCCAGAGCUGAAGGAUUGGAGGAGGCGAUUGCAACGGGGCUUUGAAAGAUUACGAGAUCAUUUUUGUCAGUAUCAUACCUUCGAUGUGGUAUACAAUGCUGAAGAGACUGAAGAUAUUCGUCUUACACCUGAGACAUACCUGAGACUCGAUUUUGAGGUGGAUGAAAACACAUGGCACCAAGAACCCAUGCCUACGCGAACUUUCCAGGCCUUUUACUUCAAGGUCACAACCAUCAAUCAAAUUGCGCAAGAACUCCUUGCUGGAAGGGAGAGGAUGACCAGUUUGCUGUGCAUGCGGCUAAGCGAAACAUUUGUAUAUUGCCUGUCUAAUGUUGAAGACUUCUGGGAUCUGAUUGAAGAGGGUGGAGAAAGAGCAAUUGGCCCCAUUGGACUCCAACAAUUCAUUUUGGAUAUGGAGUUUGUCAUGCAGAUAGCUGGCCAUUUACGCUAUCCUUCGAGGAUUAUGCGUCAAGUGAUCAAUGAUCUUUCUACACGGGCCAUUAGUGCGUAUUUGGCCACUGGGGCCGACCCAGAAGCGGUCUUGCCAGAGGAAGGUUGGUUCAUCGAAACGGCUAAGGAUGGUCUGCGAAAGCUUCGCAGCGGUUGGACUAAGGGUUCCAAUAUCAACGGCGAACCCGGAAGUCCCACGCAUUCUAUAUCUGCACAAUCUGUAUCUUCAGUACGAAGUGAAUAGUGAAAUUUGCGUGAGAUCAUGCACGCUUGGUGGGGCUCUUGAAAGAGUUUAAAUUUGAUAGACAAAUGGAUAAUUGACAACCAUUGUUGUCACAUACAUAGACCAGCGGGGAGAUAUUGACAAGGUUCUGGGGUCCUGUUUGUCGGAGAUUAUUCGGUUUGUAAAUGAUUAUGUUGGGACAUGUGAGGAGGCGUUUGCUUCUAAUUCAUCGCUUGAGAAGGUCCUGGUGCAGGAGGUAGACAAGGGCUGAGAAGACAGUGACCUUUUGGAUCGUUUCGUCAUUGACUCCUUGAUAUGAAUGUGGCAUUAUGGUGGAUCUACUCAUCUGUUUCAAGCGACACCUAGCAGAUCUUUUUAAGAAGCCUGUGUAAUAAAUCCCAUUACUUUCACGUUGUGCUGCAAAAAGGCUGUAAAAUAUAUUUCCUAUGACCAUUUUCAAAGCCAGUCAAAUUUCAUGGUAUUUGGAACGCUUGUUCAGCUGUGUUACAAAUACCUUUUAAGAGAAGUAAAAUUGUAGCCUUGAUUC